Eupeodes corollae is the source of this 5629-nucleotide messenger RNA. RefSeq names its product CCR4-NOT transcription complex subunit 3 (gene Not3). Gene Ontology annotation, cellular component: CCR4-NOT core complex; P-body; nucleus. The transcript is spliced from 11 exons. The record is from RefSeq and is a predicted model, not a curated record. The coding region runs from base 1013 to 3778 and encodes 921 amino acids. Gene Ontology annotation, biological process: regulation of DNA-templated transcription; nuclear-transcribed mRNA poly(A) tail shortening. NCBI's taxonomy places the organism in Eukaryota, Metazoa, Arthropoda, Insecta, Diptera, Syrphidae.
CAUCUUGGAAUUGUAUGAACAAGAAGCAAAAAACGAGCAAGAAAAGGAGAAAAAUCGAAACAUUGACAGGAAAAAAAGAAAAAAUCGCGUCAAAAAGAAAAAGCGAAUCCGAAAUUUAUAAAUUAUUUUUUUUGUUCUCAUCUCUCCGAUAAUUUAUAAAUAUAUUGAAAUAAAAUGAAAAUAACCAUUUGCAAAAACCUCUAAAUAACCAUUAUAACGUUUAAUCCCUGAAUAGAAAAACAACUAAUUCUAGUUCGAAUCGAAUUGAAUCCGAAGUGUAAAAAAGAUUUAAAAAAGAAGAAAACCUCAUCAAACAAACAAAAAUUUUGUUCGUUUCGUCGUUUUCUUUUCGGUGUGUGUGCGAAUUAUAUUGAAUUUUUUAUAAUUUUUUUUCUUUAUGCUCGAGAAUUCCUCGAAUUUGAAAAACCGAAAUCCUUCUUGUACGGGAAUUGAAUUGAAGUUUACCGAAUCGCUCAUUUAUUUUAUCGUGUGAAUUAUUGAAUAAAAUAAAGGAAAAAAAACCGAUAGCUCAUCUCGAUUCGUGUAAAAUAGAGAAAUCUUCGAUAACCCCAAGAAGAGUAUCAAUUUGAUUUGGUGUUCCCAUCGCCGCCGUUGCCGUUUCUGUCGCUGUCGCUAUCGAAGUAGUCGGUGCAAAAUCAGAAUAAGAAUAAUUUGAAUAAAAAAAUAAAGGAUCGUGUUCUCCUUCUCCCCUUCAACUUCAAUUUUAAUCCAACCAGCCAGAACCGUGGAUCAAGCCAAGGCAAAGCAAAACAAUUGCAACAAAAUUAAUAUUAUUCGCAAGGAAGAAGCAGCACAACGAAGUAUCAGCAAGUCGUCGUCGUUGUCGUCUCAGGAACAACCACGAUAACCACGACACGACGUCUUACUCGUCCACGAUCCAAUCAUCGAGUUCCCAGUUGAGUCGAGUCUGAGUUGCUGCUAUCGCAAUUAAAUUUCUGUCAGUUUUUCUAGACUAUGUCUGAAUACUUGUACAAUCAAUUUACAUAGCGCCAUGGCUGCGACGAGAAAGUUGCAAGGAGAGAUAGAUAGGUGUCUGAAAAAGGUCGCUGAAGGAGUCGAAACAUUCGAAGAUAUUUGGAAAAAAGUUCACAAUGCAACAAACAGUAAUCAGAAGCAGGAGAAAUAUGAAGCGGAUCUUAAAAAGGAGAUCAAAAAGCUGCAGCGGCUUCGCGAUCAGAUUAAAUCAUGGAUUGCCUCCGCUGAAAUUAAGGAUAAAAGCGCCCUCUUAGAGAAUAGGCGUCUCAUCGAAACACAAAUGGAAAGAUUUAAAAUCGUUGAACGAGAGACAAAAACCAAAGCCUAUUCGAAAGAAGGCCUGGGGGCGGCACAAAAAAUGGAUCCAGCUCAGCGUAUCAAAGAUGAAGCACGCAAUUGGCUAACCAGUUCAAUUAGUUCACUGCAAAUACAAAUCGAUCAAUACGAAAGUGAAAUCGAAUCGUUAUUAGCAGGCAAAAAGAAACGAUUAGAUCGAGAUAAACAAGAUCGUAUGGACGAAUUGCGAUCAAAAUUAGAUCGACAUAAAUUCCAUGUUACAAAAUUGGAGACCCUACUGCGAUUGCUUGAUAACGAUGGUGUUGAGGCAGAGCAGGUAAAUAUAAACAACAUUGUAAAUAAAAUCAAGGAUGAUGUUGAAUAUUACAUUGAAUCCUCGCAAGAACCCGAUUUCGAAGAGAACGAGUUUAUCUACGAUGACAUUAUUGGCUUGGAUGAAGUUGAAUUAUCAGGCACCGAAGGUGUUUCCCUUGGUAUUCCAUCAUCAUUAGCAACAACAGACAGUAACAACAGUAAUGAAACUGGCGGUUCGCCAAGUAGUAUAGCGUCUGGUGGCAGUCCUGUGCAAUCGCCUCCACCUUCAUCGCAACAGCUAAACAACUGCAGUGGCAGUACGGGCAAUACAACAACCAGCAGCAGUAGCACUACAAACAAUGCGAAUAAUCUGAACUAUAGCAGUGAUUCGACGUCUGUUGAUAUAACAGCAGCAGCAGUAGCGGCGGUGGCAGCGGGCGUAGCGUCAGCCGAUAAGCGCAAUAAGAACGACACCAAUGCCAGUAACAAAGCAAAACAACCUGUUAAACCUACAGCGGUACGAGCUAAUAAUAACAACAAUACCAGCGGUAAAGCGGCUGCUGGGGCGGGAGGAGAUUCGAAUCUUAACAACAGUGCAACAUCGAACAACCUAAAUAACUCAACGGCGGCGCAAUUAUCGCAACAACAGCAGCAGCCAAAUAAAAGCCUAAUAAGUUCAACGCCUAGCAAAAAUCAACAACAGACGAGCCAUGCGUCCGGUUUGGCGAAUAGUUUGCAAACAAACGUGACGACUUCAGUGGUCAGUUCGGCGCAACAACAGCAUCCAACAUCUGCGACGCUUCAACAACAACAACAGCAACAACAACAUUCUAAUGCACCUAGUUUGAAUUCUUCAUCGAUAAUUCAGGCCCAAUCUGUGAUUCAAGCCACACCACCAAUUGCAUUUGCAGCUGUAGCUAAGAACAAUACAUCACACCUGGAAAACGGCCCAGUGCAUCCUGCAACAUCGUACACAAUGGCAGCGCCAACGGUCGCUUCGAUUGUUGGAUCUAAUGCACAACAGCAGCCGCAACAUACAAAUCUUCAAACGAAUUCCUCACAUCAAACAAGUGAUUCCUCAACAACGCAUAACAACACUUCCAAUAACACCAGCAUAGGAAAUACAGGUAGCAAUGCGGUAACAUCAGGAGUUUCGGUGGAUUCAGGAGCGCCUCUAGUAAUAAAUGCCCCGAGUAACAGCAACAGCCUCGCAAAUCGCAUUUCUCCCAAUGGCAUUGCGAAUGUAACAAAUGUUCUGACAAACAACACCAGCCGAGGAUCACCCGGUUUGCUGUCACCGAAACAUAUGAAUGGUCCGUUGAAUCACAACAACAAUAGUAAGGGAUUAAAUGUAUCCGUGUCCGGGACGCAAAACAGCACCGACACCAUGUCCACAUUGAAAACAAUGGCCCAAGACGCAAUCAAUCGUUCUGGGUCGGAAACGAAUAUGCUGACGCAAGUUCCAAAUGUCGAUACAAGGCAACAGCAACAACAAGGAUUACUGCAACAGCAACAACAACAACAGCAGCAGCAACAACAACAGUCUCAGCAUUUCUCACCAGCCGUAACAGACACAACUGCCAAUAACAGCACCACAAAUGGUCCAACAUCUGGCCAGGGUACUGUUAGUUUGACAACCGGUAUUGUUGGACAAAAUAACACUGGCAGCGUUAUAAGUAGCAAACCGACAAAUGAAGCCCACAUACCACCGCUGUUGGGUGUGGCACCACUUGGUCCUUCACCAUUACAUAAGGAUCAUCAAUUGCAAUUCCAAAUGAUGGAAGCAGCAUACUAUCAUCUGCCAAUGCCAAGUGAUUCAGAGAAACUGACAACUUAUAUUCAUCGGAAUCCAGUGCAAACGCCGCCCCAUUACCCGCAGCAGUCUCAGCUACCCCAUUAUGAUACAGUGGAAUUUUUCCAACGCUUAUCAACUGAAACACUAUUCUUUGUAUUCUAUUAUAUGGAAGGAUCCAAGGCACAGUAUCUAGCCGCUAAAGCUUUGAAAAAGCAAAGUUGGCGUUUUCAUACGAAAUACAUGAUGUGGUUCCAACGACAUGAGGAACCAAAAAUUAUUAAUGAUGAUUACGAACAGGGUACGUACAUCUACUUCGACUAUGAAAAAUGGAGUCAACGCAAAAAGGAAGGAUUCACAUUUGAAUACAAGUACUUAGAAGACAAGGAGUUGAAUUGAUGGAUUCAUGUAAAAAUUAAAAUAAACAAAUUUUAAAAAAAUGAAAACAAGAAAAAGAAAAUACAAAAAAAAAAGAAAUACAAAAACAAAAAAAACCUAUUCUAUUAAAAAAAAGAUGAAAUAUUUGAAAAAAAAACACACUUAUGUUUUAGUUUUUACUCAUAACUUUAGUUUUUUUUAUUACUUUGUUAUACAUUUAAUUUCUCUUGCAUUCGCGAUCAUUAAUAUGUUAAUCAUUUACAAAACUAAAAAGAAAAAAAUGUAGAGAAGAUGAAGAAGUGCGUGCAUUGUGUAUAGAAAAGAUAAAAAGAAAACAUGAAUAUAAAAUGGGAAGUGAACCAGAAGACACUCACAUUGAAAACAACAUUUAAAAGAUAAUUAAAAAAAAAAAACAAGAUUUAGAAUUAAUAAAAAACAAAACAAAAAUAUUACAUUAUAUAUGCGCUUGAUAUAUGUUUUCAUUUCCUUUUUUAAUAAUUCAAAACCAACAAGCCCAUAAUAAAAAAAAACACUGGAUUGGGAGGAGAAUAUCUACCAGAGAGCUGAGAGCCUUGUGUGAGAAUUUUUGUAUUUGUUGUUUUUUUUUGUUUUACUGGGGUUCAAAUUUUAGUUGAAUCUGUUAUAGAUUCCUUGUGUGUUGUAAGCAGCAGGUUGUCAAUUCCCAUUUCUUAAAAUACCUAUUGUUUCACUCUUCAGACCUGAAGUCAUGCUAUAAAUAUGAAAUCUUUUUAAAAAGCUGUCUGUCUGGAAAAAUAAUGCUAAACAAUAAUAUUCUGUUAACAUAAUUAAGAUGUCAGAAAUAUUGGCGAUCAUAAAAUGAUCUUUCGAAGCAAUUUCCUUUUGUUUUAGAGAAAAAGAAAACAAAACAAAGCAGAAAUGUUGCUUGUGAAUAUAGAAGCACAGUUCAUGUGAAUUAACGCUUCCUUUGGCUGGGGAUCAGCUCGUCAGGUAUUGUUUAUCAUUUUUUACAAACCUAACCGUACUGGGUCCCUUCACAAUAAAAAACAUUCAAAACCCGUAGUUAUGAAUUGAAUGAGUCCACUUAAUUUUGUUGCCAAAGGAGCUUGAAAUAUUGUUAUGAACUGACGACUUGAAAUGUUCUUCGCAUAUAUUCCAAAUGAAUGAUACUUUCUUUAAAUAAAUAAUUUUGAAAAGACGAAGUAAUCCAUAACAUUUUCCAAAGUACAGUGCAAAAUAUCUUUUAGUCUUUAGUAUUUGUGCCUGAAACCGAGCUUCUAAUUGUUUCUGAUCCAAAUAAUGAAGAACUUUUGGUUUCAAUCUGCAAUACUGCUUGAUAGACGAUGAAUUAAAACAUCACAGCUAGGUAAGGCUAUUAUCGUUUUGUUUCCUUUAUUUUUACGAUAAGUUUCAAUAUUCUGUUCUCUGCUCGUAUUGUAAAAAAAUAAAAUAAAAUAGAAAAUGAAACCCUUGACUUGCGUGACAAAUUCACAAUUAAAAUUAUUUGCACUUUUUAUUAAAUAAAUUUUAAAUAUAUUUAUAAUAAUAUAUUUAAUAUUUUAUUUACAUAAUAUUUCUUAAGUAAAAACAAAAAAAAGAAUACGCAGCUGCAAACAAGUCAACUAAUUUAAAUAAAUAAAAUACAAAAUAAUAACAAAAAAAUACAUUUUGCCAGAGAGUAGUUUUUGCAUUUUUUGCGCAUAAAAUGAAAAUCGUUUACUAAUUAUAAAAUAUAUUAACAAUAUAUGCAAAAUAUAAUAAAUUUAAUUGACAAACAAAAAAUAUAUAUAAAACAUGUAUUUGUAGUAAAAACAACAACAAAAAAAGUAGUGAAAACAUACAUGCAUAAUAUACCGUAUAAAAAACAACAAGGCAGACACAAAAACAAAAACA